AUGCAGAGUCAAUGGAACACCGGUGUGUUCACCGCCAAAAGCACCUGCACUUCUGUCGAUUCCGGAAGACAGUCCUCGGAGAGCUCCACUACCAGUGAGACCUAUUCCGAGACCAGUGCCUCCAAGGAUAACUCCUCCACCUCCAAGGGCAAACCACCGCGAUUUGUGAGACCUCCGAUAGCACCACCCACGAGGAGGCCAAUAAUUCCACCUCCCAAGCCCACCAGAAGACUUCCCAUCACAAGGAAACCAACACGACCGAUCCCAAAACCACCAGUGACACGGAGACCCACCGCCAGGCCAACUAGACCACCUUUACUGCCAACCACGCGAAAAUUUCUGAUUUGGUCUCGAAUUCCCACUAGAAUACUGCCCACUAAACCAAACAUAAGGCCCACUCUGUGGACAAGACCUCCAGUGCGUCCUCCGUUGCCAACUAUUCGUCCAACGCCUCCAAGAGUGCGUCCUACUUUAUGGACAAGACCUCCUAUAAAAAUCACAGUGAGACCCACCAUUAGAGCUACAGUUAGACCCACUAUCAGACGGACUUUAUGGACGAGACCUCCAGUUAGACCAACUAUUCCCACAAUAAGACCUACCAAUCGACCACCUGUUAGACCCACUAUUAAAAGGACUUUAUGGACAAGACCUCCAGUUAGAACGACUAGAGGUCUAACUUUUAUUUUCUUUGAACACACGAAUACUCCUUCAACACCGCCACCAAUUCGUACCACUAGACCUCGAAAUCCGGACAGAACUCGAUCCACAAGAAAGCUGAUUUUUGUGUUUCCAAGGGACACUACUGCAAUCGCUCGUCGUCCUAAUUGGACAGUCCAUCCAACAGAAGUGACUAUUUUGAGAACCUAA
Molecule: messenger RNA, 867 nt
Organism: Drosophila rhopaloa
Lineage: Eukaryota; Metazoa; Arthropoda; Insecta; Diptera; Drosophilidae
Product: non-classical arabinogalactan protein 31
Source: RefSeq, a predicted model, not a curated record